Messenger RNA from Salvia miltiorrhiza (redroot sage), 841 nucleotides. Its product is annotated as NAD(P)H-quinone oxidoreductase subunit J, chloroplastic. Gene Ontology annotation, molecular function: NADH dehydrogenase (ubiquinone) activity. Bases 317 to 841 code for a protein of 174 amino acids. The record is from RefSeq and is a predicted model, not a curated record. The transcript has a single exon. Lineage: Eukaryota; Viridiplantae; Streptophyta; Magnoliopsida; Lamiales; Lamiaceae.
AACUUCGUAAGAAAAUAUCUCGAGAAAUCUAUGAAAAUAGAAUUGGCUCUCAACAAGCAAAUCGGUGUUUUACGACCAAUCACAAGUUUCAUGUUGGACGCAAUAUUCAUACUGGAAAUUAUGAUCAAAAAUUCCUCUAUCAACCGGUACCUACUUCAGAAAUCCCUACUGAAAACUUUUUCAAAUAUAAAAGUUCAGGAUCUUCUCAGGAAUUUGUGAAUUAGGCAGGACUCCUUGUUGUACAGAAUAACAAGCAGCGAGUCAAUUUUCAUCCAUUUGAUCGAGAAUGUGAACUAUUCUAACUAAAAAUAUAAAAAUGUGGGAGAUAAAAAAGAUGCAGGGUCGUUUAUCUGCUUGGCUAGUCAAGCACGCGAUAAUUCAUAGAUCUUUGGGCUUUGAUUAUCAAGGAAUAGAGACUUUACAAAUAAAGCCCGAGGAUUGGCAUUCUAUUGCCGUCAUUUUAUACGUAUAUGGUUACAAUUAUCUACGCUCCCAAUGUGCCUAUGAUGUAGCACCUGGUGGACUGUUAGCUAGUGUGUAUCAUCUUACCAGAAUAGAGUAUGGUGUGGAUCAACCAGAAGAGGUAUGCAUAAAAGUAUUUGCCUCGAGGAGGAAUCCUAGAAUUCCGUCCGUUUUCUGGGUUUGGAAAAGCGUGGAUUUUCAAGAACGAGAAUCCUAUGAUAUGUUGGGAAUCUCUUAUGAUAAUCAUCCGCGCUUGAAACGUAUUUUAAUGCCUGAAAGUUGGAUAGGAUGGCCCUUGCGUAAGGAUUAUAUUUCCCCCAAUUUUUAUGAAAUACAAGAUGCUCUGGUGAUCAUUUUGCUUUACCAGCUUCAGUCUUAG